Symbiodinium sp. CCMP2592 is the source of this 2859-nucleotide messenger RNA. NCBI's taxonomy places the organism in Eukaryota, Dinophyceae, Suessiales, Symbiodiniaceae. The record is from the annotation of a GenBank genome assembly.
AUGGUCGCACGCAGUCUCAGCCCCGUGAGCCAAAGUGUCCGGGCAAUCGCUGGCCAAGGAGCUCCAGGAGUCGCGACCGUCCGAAGCAUCGCCAGCUGCCGUGUCCGCAUGGUGGGUACGGGAGUGCGCAGUGUGUGCAAUUUAACGCCGGCGAAGGGUGCCAUCUGGCUGCAGGAGUCGAUCAGCAGCAGAUUGGACGACUGCCGAGUGGAGCUCCUCAAAGAGCAGUCGCAGAGGGAGACUGUUCACGAUGACUGUGGACGCGAGGUUGGUGAAGAGGUUCAGAGACUCCAAGCUUUGCUCGAGAAGCAGACAGCAGCCCCUGACGCUAUUGUCAGCGAGCAGUCCGACCCUCUGCGGCCUCGCAUGGUUUUCACGCGGCAGCUUCGAUUCGAAGCAGAGGGCAUGAUGCUCCGGAUGGUUGAGGACACGUCUGAGCUCUGGGACGCGGAGAUUGCAGUGACCAGCACGGCGAUGGUCCACGGUGCUUCUUACCUACACCCUCCAUGGCAGGCUGGCGGUACGAGUCCAGAGGGCGAUGGCGUCGAUCCCAGAAACAUCCAGCCGGCUGUCUACGUGGUGCUUCGGUCUCGUCUGGGCCGCCCUGCUCGCUUCACUUCUUUCACCGCCCUCCGCCGGGCCAUUGGGGAAAUUGAGGGCAGCGACUCGGUGCUGCACUCCUUCGGCUCCAUCGCCGAAGCCAAGGUUUACUGCUACGGGGACUCCCAUGGACUCCCCUGCCGCCUGAAGUGGCCGCUCAUCUGCAAUGGCACUCGCGACCUCCAGGUCUUGUGCCUUCCGUUGCUGCAACGACCUGGCGGCUUUAUGGUGUGUGUCCCGGCUUUCCUCCACACUUCUGCUUUGGGCAACGCUGCGAGCACCGAGCCUCUGGACUCGAUUGGUCCCUUUUGCUUGGAGUCUGUGGAGACCAUCGACGAGGACGAGAGUGGGGAGGAGCACCCCACAGGGAUCCAAUGCCAGGUCCUCCUUGUGGAUCUGGACGAGAGCCUCCUCUCUUCGAUGGAGCCCUUCGAUCCGGUGACGGACCUGACGGUCAGUGCCUUCGUGGAGGAUGCCGACCUUCUCCAGCUGAGUGGCACGGGCUCUUGGGAUCCGACUCCUUUUCUUUCGGAUGAGCUCUGGCUUGCCUACGUCGAGCCCAAGUCAGCAAGCAGGACGAAUCGGCUCCGUCCCCUUAUCCCUGCGAGUGAGGUUGUCGACCUUCCGGCCUGGAAGGUCUGGGGCAAAGGGCCCGUCACCGACCGGAUGCCCGAGCCCAUUCCGCCCUGCCACGACGGCCUGAUCAUCGACGACUACUUCUCCAUUUCGAAGGUGCCCAGGGCCGAGCAUGACCGGCUGGAAGCAGCCUCUCCCACGGCGGCCCGGGACCGGCUGCAAACAGCGCGGGAGGUCUACCUCCGUCACUCCUUGCAGGGAUCGGCCAAUAAGGACAUUGAGAACGCAAAGGUCGCGUCCAUAGCGGGUGCCGAGGUCGACUCGCGAACGGCCACCCUGGAUAAGCAACUUUGUGUCGUCGGGGCCCCUCGCUCCAAGAGGCUUGCUCUCAGCGAUCUCACCCUGGAGAUCUGCAGCCUUCCUGCCACAAGCGAUGCCCUGCACGCGUGCAUCAUGGGUUCUAGGUCCUCGGUUUUCACCUUCAGACGGCCCUGCUUUUGUGCUUUCUCCGCUGCCUUUGGCCUCGUCCCGCUCAGCCAGCUCGACCCCCUGAGGCCUCGUGUGCUGCCUCUGCCGCGCCGUUGUGCUGAGGAGCUCCGGCUCGCGGCUGCUCUGGCUUUGGUCGCCUGUGCUGAUGUGGCAAAGCGCCUCUAUGCUACCGAUGCCUCCGAAGAGCGAGGGGCUAUCUGCUCUGCCGCUCUCCCCAGCGACUUGCAAGCUAUGGUGUGGAAAACGGCUGACCGCAAAGGGGGCUACGCACGGAUCGCCUCGCCUGCGCGAGUGCUGCUCAAGAGGGGCGACCCACUUGGGGAAGAUGAGGAGGCCGAGUCGCCUGAGGUCCCCUUACUUCUCCUUGAUGGUCCCUGCUUGCCGAAUGAGUCUUUUUCCUCAUCGAAGAAGACCGCGUCAGAUGAAUCUACAUUGUACCACCUCUGCAGCCCCGUGGCUCCGGUGCGGGUGGGUCCCCCAGCCUCGCCGACUGUGCUCUGCGCCUGUGCCCGGACGAUUGGCUCUGGAUUUCGCGUUGCAGCUGUUGCCUUCCAGGUGCCACCGAGGUCGUCGCCCACUCGUGCGCGUUUGGUUCCCCUUUUCCGGAAGGCUAUCAGGCUUCUUGCGGUAGGCUGCUCUUUGCAGGCUGUUGCCCGGCCGUGCUCUUGCGUGGGGGGACACAAAAGAGUACAGGGCCGCUACGGGACCGCCUCCGCCCUCACCCCUGGCCUUGCUUACGCGAUUGGGUCCAGCCUUGACGCUGCUCUCCGUGCAAAGGUGAGCAAGCUCGCUGAUGCCGAUCUUCGUGUUGAUGGACUUGAACGGAUUGCCUCUUCUGACCUUGCCCUCUCCCUUGACUGGCGAACUGAGCAAUCUUGGCCCUGGAAGGAGCAGGUCCAUAUCAAUAUCCUCGAGUCAUCGACCAUCGCUCGGCUCUUCCUCCAGCUGGCCCUUGAGGGUGGUCCCUUGCGUUUUGCCAACCUCUGCGACUCCAACCUUGCCAGGUGUGCGGUUGUCAAAGGGCGCUCGCCAUCCCAAGGCCUUCGUCAUUCGGCCCGCCGGGCCUCUGCCAUCACCCUUGCUGCGGGCCUCUAUCACGGCGGCCUGUUCUGUCCGACCCGUUGGAUCCCAGCUGAUGCCCCUUCUCGCUCCAAGCCUUUGCCCGAGCCCGUCAAGAACCUCGGCCCAGGGUAG